AUGAUGCUGUUUUUAUUAAAAAUUCUUAACAUUUUUUUAUUAUCCGUAAUGGAUAAAGAAGAUAAGGAUAAAGUACUUCUGCCACACCAUGUGCAGCAGUCACUGUGCACUACACGGCUGCCGUACAGACAGGGCAGAAAGCUUACAGCCGUCAAGGUGUAUUCAAUUGCAAAAGAGUCUAAUCAUCUUUUAAUAUUUGGAGUACCAUCUCUAAAACUGCGGCAAGAAACUAAAGCCCAAUUUGCCAAGUUUGGAAAACUAUUACAGUUUAAUAUAUCAAAGGAACAUGCCGCUGAGGUCUUCACAGAGACUUACCAUGCCCAAUAUGAGAAAAUACAAUCAGCCAGACUCGCAAAAAGAAUGUUGGAUACUAAAAAUUUCUAUGGAGGAUCUUUACAUGUCACAUAUGCACCAGAAAUGGAAAAUGUAGAGGAAACUCGACAUAAAUUAAUUCAAAGACAACAAAAUAUUAUUUAUAGAUUAAAAAAUCUGCAAAAAGAGAAAAAGAUUGAAAAACAACUACCUGUAGUUAUAAAUGAUAGAGUGGAAACUCUUAAAAUGAACAUGGGUCAAACAAAUACAAUAAUAAUUGGCCCACAAGUGGUUUACAAGAAAAAGAAAACUGAUAAUCUAACAAAUAAAAAAAUUAAAUUAAAAGAUAAAACAGAGGAAACAGAUACUCUUAAUAUCUCUAACCAAAAUAUAGAAGUUAUAGAUUGUACCGAUGUACAAAAUGACGUGAUAUCCAAUAUAGAUGAAGCAUUAAAUUAUAAUAAAUUUGGUAAUGAAGUUGUUAAAAAAGUUCCAAUAAAACCAAUAAAUAAAAUACAGUUUCAUAUAAAUAAAAAGUCA
Molecule: messenger RNA, 852 nt
Organism: Brenthis ino (lesser marbled fritillary)
Lineage: Eukaryota; Metazoa; Arthropoda; Insecta; Lepidoptera; Nymphalidae
Source: the annotation of a GenBank genome assembly